Molecule: messenger RNA, 10000 nt
Organism: Bacillus rossius redtenbacheri
Lineage: Eukaryota; Metazoa; Arthropoda; Insecta; Phasmatodea; Bacillidae
Gene: Hr38
Product: probable nuclear hormone receptor HR38
Exons: 9
Coding region: 277-2268 (663 amino acids)
Biological process (GO): regulation of transcription by RNA polymerase II; cellular response to corticotropin-releasing hormone stimulus
Cellular component (GO): nucleus; transcription regulator complex
Molecular function (GO): nuclear receptor activity; zinc ion binding; RNA polymerase II cis-regulatory region sequence-specific DNA binding
Source: RefSeq, a predicted model, not a curated record
GUCGUCGCCGACUGGGUCUUUGGCGAGUUCGGGCGUCCCGCCGACCAGCCCCCAGGGGCUGUCCGUGUCUCCGGCACCUCCGUCCCCAUCAGGUGGGUGCCUCCCCCACUUGUCCGGCCCCCCACCCUCCUCCUGGCCGCCAGUGAGUGUUGUGUGUCCGGCCGCGCCGGCAGUUCGUCGGGAACAGCCGCGCCGAUCAGCUGACAUGAGGCGCGCGCGGCGUCUCCUUUAAGAGCAGACAGCUGACGGCUCGGAGGUGGCCGGCGCUCGUGCUGCAUGCUCCCCGUCACCAUUGAGUACUUCAGAAGAUACUUCGGGAUCAGCGGGUGCCAGCGGUCGCCGCCAGAAUGCGCCAGGCGCGCUACGGUAGCCGGCAAGACUCCGCCGCCCAACAACAAUUACAUUUACGGGGACGGGUUCAGCUGUUUCAAGACGAGAGGAGGCCGCAGCUCUGAGGCCCCUGCCCCGCCCCCGGCGGCCGCCCCCGGCGCUGAAGCGACUGUGACCUGUGUCCCGGCCAGCCCACCGCCCCUCACUGUGUCUUCAAGUAUGCUGCUUCUGCAGACGCAGGCGCCUUUCGGAUCAAGCAGCUUCGCGGACCUGCUGUCCGCGCCCUUCCCCGACGACUCCGGCGCGCUGCCCGACGACUUCGACCCUUUCCGCGAGCUGGCGCCGCAGCAGUUGUCGCCCAGCCACGAGUCUCCCGGCCUGGCGCCCCUGCCCAGCUUCCAGGAGACGUACUCGCCGCGCUACGUCCGGCCGCAGACGUCCACCUCACCAGAGCUGACGAGCCUGGGCGGCUGGUCCAAGAUGGACGAGGAGUGCUUCAACGUGACUCCCUACGCCAACCACCACCACCACCACCAUCACCACCACCAGCACCAGCACCACCUACCGCAGCACCACCAGCCGCCGUCCUCGCCGUUCGACUACCCGGCGGCGGCGCACCACCAGCCCUACUCGCCGUACUACCCGCAGCCGCAGCCGGCGCCGCUGUCCCAGGACAGCUACUCGCUGCCGCACUUCCCCAGCGCGUCGCCCGAGCUGCAGCCGGCGGCGGGGGCGGCGCGCCAGAGGCGGGCGUCUCUGCCGCUGCAGCGCUCAGAGUCCACCAGCAGCAGCGAGUCGCCCAAGCUGCGGCCGGGAGCGCUGCCCUCGGCGUCCUCGAGCGCCUCGUCGUCCCCCGGGGGCGGCGGGGAGGCGGCGCCCGCGCGCCAGCCGCCCCCGCACGGGCCGGCGCCGCCGUCUCCCUCGCAGCUGUGCGCCGUGUGCGGCGACACGGCCGCCUGCCAGCACUACGGCGUGCGCACGUGCGAGGGCUGCAAGGGCUUCUUCAAGCGCACCGUGCAGAAGGGCUCCAAGUACGUCUGCCUGGCCGAGAAGGCCUGCCCCGUGGACAAGCGGCGCAGGAACCGCUGCCAGUUCUGCCGCUUCCAGAAGUGUCUGGCGGUGGGCAUGGUGAAGGAGGUGGUGCGCACCGACUCGCUCAAGGGCCGCCGCGGCCGCCUGCCGUCCAAGCCCAAGUCGCCGCAGGAGUCGCCGCCGUCGCCGCCCGUGUCGCUCAUCACGGCGCUGGUGCGCGCGCACGUCGACACCACGCCCGACCUCGCCAACCUCGACUACUCGCAGUACCGCGAGCCCAGCCCCGUCGAGCCGCCCAUCAACGAGUCGGAGAAGAUCCAGCUGUUCUACAGCCUGCUGACGACAUCGGUGGACGUGAUCCGCCAGUUCGCCGACAAGAUCCCGGGCUUCGCGGAGCUGUGCCGCGACGACCAGGAGCUGCUCUUCCAGUCGGCGUCGCUUGAGCUGUUCGUCCUCAGGCUGGCGCAGCGGACGAGGCCGGACGACACCAAGCUGACGUUCUGCAAUGGCGUGGUGCUGCACAAACAGCAGUGCCAGAGGAGCUUCGGCGACUGGCUGCACGCCAUCUUCGACUUCUGCCAGUCCUUGCACGCCAUGGACAUCGACAUAUCAGCCUUCGCGUGCCUGUGCGCGCUCACCCUCAUCACAGAGCGCCACGGCCUUAAGGAGCCACACAAGGUCGAGCAGCUGCAGAUGAAGAUCAUCGGCUCUCUGCGCGACCACGUGACGUACAACGCCGAGGCGCAGCGCAAGACGCACUACUUCUCGCGGCUGCUCGGCAAGCUGCCGGAGCUGCGCUCCCUCAGUGUGCAGGGUCUGCAGAGGAUCUUCUACCUGAAGCUGGAGGACCUGGUGCCCGCCCCGCCGCUCAUCGAGAACAUGUUCGUGGCCAGCCUCCCGUUCUGAGCGCGCCCGGUCCCGUCCGCCAGCCUGCGGAAACAACGUCCCAUGUGUGCCCCGGAUGAUCCCACGUCCCUGAACAACACCUCGACGCCCUUCCAUCGCAAGACUUCUCUCCUGAGUGGAUGUCCGUCCCGUUGAGGCCUGCGUUGGCUGGAGAACAAGUCCUUUUGUGGAUCCAUGGGAAGUGCAUCCUACGACAGGUCCUGCAACAGCUGACUUUACUGAAGACGAUGUUGACUCGCAAACAUCGGGGGAUGUAUCUUUCGAGUAGGCACCAGAACCAUCGAGGGCUGAGCCAACCGGAGAACAUGUCUCUUUGAGGAUCCACGGAGCAGGUCCUAGAGAGCUGGCGUCCCUGAAGGUGACGUCCUUAGCUGUGCAGGUCCGUGCAUGGGCCCCCGCUAUGUAAUAUCUGGAUACCUUGAUCUCUUAUAGUUUCUCCGUCAACCAAGACAGGUCUUCAUCCAGAAUAUGUGUUCGUUCGUUCUGCCCAUCUCUUCACCAAAGUGCUACAUCACCCUCUCGAUAGGGGCACGUCAAACGACUUAAUCGCAUAUCUCUUAUGGUCCUGCAAAAGGUUUGCUGUGAAUUAACUGUAAGUUAUCAUCUACAGUUGGUUAUUUAAUCUCAGCUUGUCUUAAUUUAAGUGAAUAGAAUUGAUGUACUAUUAACAAUUCUUACAUUUUGUUGUCGCAACAAUGCUGGAAGUCUAUUUCUUUUGUCAUUAGAGGGGUAUGGAGCUUUUGAAGCUACAAAGUACCUUAAGCCAGUUUUCUUGCCAUGUGUCGAACAAGAGCAAAGUGACCGAGAAAUUCUACGACUGAUAUGAUAGUUUAGUCUGCACUUAGUUACCAAGGCAAAGUAUUACCCGAAUCUGAAGACAAGAUGAUUGUGAACUUUGUGACAUGAAUUACCGAUUUUUUUAGUACUUUUAUGGCCAGUUACGUCUCUUUAUGUUACUUAUCGAAGCUAGAGGCUAGACUUAUUUUGACUUGUCGAUUACGCAUUCUGCUAACAGCUAGUUCCUUCCAUAGACUUAAUGACUUCAUUGUGCACUUCCCAACUUUAAAAAGUCAUUAUUUUUAGCUGUUUAAUGAAAGACUAUGCGUGUAUCGAUGUUGUUGAAGACAUUUUUUCCCAAGAAGCUGCGACUCGCAGUGAUUUAUUUUAUUGUUUAAGUGUUGAGGACUUUCGGUGCUUUAGUAAUUGUUUGCGGUUACUAUCAAUUAUUAUUAAAUGUGUUUGUUUAUCUAGGAAUAUAUGUUCAGGUUAACACAGAGAACAAUAAAGCUACGUCCAUGUGUUAUCGGGAUUCUUCUAAGAAGAAAAUUAUCAUCUUGUGCCAGAGUAAUGUUUCCUUUGUGUAUCUUUGUUGUGGUUCAGACAAACACGUUAUAUAAGACAUCAACAAUGAACUCGCAUGUGUACGGCACAUCAUUCUCACUUGAACGACAUAUCUGUAUAAUUCUCUGUAAGUGUUGGACUGUCUAUCGUUUGUGACUUAGGUUUCUUUUUUCUGUACCAACUGUAUGCUCUGCUAUCAAGGAAAUAAUAUUUAGGCACCUAGAUCUUACACACAAAUGAUAAAUAUGAAAAGACAUCCACAGCUCUGUUGGAAUAUAGCUAGACAUGUUCAAAUUAAAUAGUUACUUAAAACUUUAUGUAUAAAAUUACUUUAUAUUUAAACUUUCUAUAAUGUUUGCAGUUAUAUAAACUUGCAUGUUUGUAUUACUUUGUGUGAAGAUAUUCCAGAAAAAGAUUACUUUAAAUGAGUCGAGUGUGCACCGCGCGCUUAUUUUGAUGUUUAUGAUAACUAUACAAUAAUACUUACUUUAGUAGAACUGUUUUACUUUGCGGCUAAUGCCACUGCUGUGCAGUACUAGCAUACGAAUAGGUAUGAGGGCGUGUGUUAAAAGAUAACAGUGGUAAAAAUUAUUGGAACUGCGUAUUAAUAGUAUCUCAAGUGCACCUUUCUGACACGGAAAUUGUAUGUUCACAGGCUGUAGUCUUGACACUAUAGUGCUCUGUAAUGUGUAAAUGUGUGUGCUGUAUUACAAUCUCAAACCAACCAAUGCGUAAAUGUCGUAGAUAAGUUCUCGUAAUUCAUUGUUACCAAGUUAAGAAAUUAUUGUUUAGUACCGUAACCUGGGGUGAAUGGGGACAAGAGGGUGAAUAGGGACAGAAACUGGGAAAAACUAUAUUUAUAAUAUAUUUUGCUUAAACUAAUGAGUAUUAAAUUUCUAUAUAGUAGACUACGUUAAAAAAUUGUUUGUUUAUCUAAAAUAGCAAGUGCAAUUGUAUUCUGUAGCUUUUAUUUCAUGUUGGCAGCCCUAGUUAACAGCUGUUGAAUUGGGAGGCCAUAUUGUGCCAUCACAAAUGUUGUUUGCUACAAGCUUAUUUCAGCUUCUAUGUUUUCUUGAAGUAAAUGUCAGCUUUUAGUGUAGUCUGGUAAGUUUUUACACAAAAAAUAUUAAAGAUCCUACUAUUUUUAAAAAAAUGAUCAGUUGAUUUUUAUCAAGCUUGUAAUUUCUUCAUAAAAAUGGGGUGAAUGGGGACAUAAAAUCAACUUGUAUACAAAUCACAAAAAUUUUGUUGUUACAGUUUUUGUUAUUAGUCAUAUUAUUAAAUUGAAUUUAUUAUAACUAACAUUAUUCAGUUCUAUAUUUUGUUUUGUAAGUUGUAAUUUAGGACUUUACUUUCUUUUUCAGUGAUUAAAAUGCCUAGAAAAUACAAAAGGGAUCCUCGUUCAAAAGAGCAUCGUCCUAUAGACAGGAAAAAGGUGAAUCUGGCAGUGCAAGCAGUUAAAAUGGCAUGACUAUUAGGAAGGCUGAAGAAAAAUUUGGAGUUUCAAAGUCUGCCCUGCAUCGUUAUUUGAAGCAGUUUAGAGACAAUGAAGGUAAACAUAUUGAUUUCAAGAGUAAGCGUGGUCAGACUUUGCUCCCUUCAGAUUUUGAGAAGGAUAUUGUUGAGUGCCUCCAAACGUGUGCUGGAUGGGGAUAUCCUCUAAGUGAGUUCGACUUAUGCUGUUUUGUCAAAUACCACUCAGACAGAGAGGGCAAGACCAUAGCAAAAUUCAAAAACAACAUGCCUGGCUAUGAGUGGGCACUUCGCUUUUUAACUCGACACAAAACUGACCUCUCUCAAAGAUUAUGUCAAAACAUUAAAAGGAGCAGAGAAGAAGUCUCACCUGUAUCAAUAAGUUCUUUGAUGAACUAGAAGCGACUACAGAUGGCAUACGAUCACAUUUAAUAAUUAAUUAUGAUGAGACAGCACUCUCUGACGACCCAGGCCGAUGGAAACUCAUUUUCAAAAGAGGCUGCAAGUACCCCGAACGAGUAAUGAAUCGGAGUAAAGCAAGUGUAUCUGUCAUGUUUGCUGCAACUGCUUCAUGUUUGCUGCAACUGCUUCUGGGAAGAUGUUGUCUCCAUAUGUGAUUUACAAGUCCACAUAUUUGUACGAUUUGUGGAGUGAAGGUGGACCUCCUGGAACCUUUUACAAUCGUAGUAAGUCCGGUUGGAUGGAUGGCAACUGCUUUCUCGACUGGUUCAAACGAGUUAUCAUCCCAUACUGUCGUCGAUUCGAAGGAAAGAAACUUCUCAUAGGUGACAACUUAAGCUCAGACUUAUCUCCUACAGUAGUCAGAUUAUGCGAGGAAAAUUAAAUCUUGUUUGUUUUCCUUCCUCCAAACUCGACACAUCUGACACAGCCUUUGGAUGUCAGUCUAUUCAGGCCUCUCAAGAUGAGCUGGAGAAAAGUUAUAGAAGAAACUAAGGCCAAGGCUCAAGGAAAACACAAGCCAUUUGAUAAGAAAUAUUUCCCUUCCCUCCUGAAAAAGACCAUGAAUUUGAUGGAUAGGGAACUUGAACAUAACAUCCAGGCUGGAUUUGCUAAGGCAGGCAUUUUUCCUCUCAACAGGAAAAGGGUGCUCGACAAGCUACCUGCUUGACAUAAUAAGGAUGAACAAAAAGAACAGACUGUAGACAGCAGCCUAACAGAAUUCCUAAAAACUAUGAGGUAUGGAACUUCUGAUGAAGAAGUAACAAGGGGCAGAAAAAAGAGACUAAAUGUCCCUGCAGGGCGUAGUGUGACAGUUGCAGAUUUAGAGGGAUCUGAUACAAAUGAUUCUGAAUCAGAACAUGUGAUGUCAGAACAUGAUGAAUUGGUUUUAAAUAGACACGCAUCCAGUGAAUGUGAGAUACCUAACGGCAAGGAAGGAGAAAAAGAUCCAACAGAAGGGGACUGGGUAAAAGUCAGAUUUGCAUACGAUCGGGGCAUCAAGAUUUUCAUAGGAAGGAUAGUGAAGAAAUUUGAGACGGAUGAGCACCGGUACAUUGGAACAUUUCUGCGGCAAUCAACCAAGUGCUCAAACAUACCUAUUUGUUUUUCCCAAUGUGCCAGAUGAAAGUGACUUCUCAAAGAAUGACAUUUUAGCUGUCCUGAAUGAACCAACUGUGCGCAGGGGACAUUACUCAUUCACUCCAAAUCCACUUUCGACUUGAACUCAGUGUAAAUUUGAGAGCAGUUUCAUGAUUCUUAUAAUUAUUGACAUGUGUUCCAAAUAUUAUUAGUGUGCAUUGAUCAUUGCUAUAAAGAUUUUUUAAGCAGAACAAUAUUGUCAACAUUUCAUUAGGAGCCUCCUUUCAUUAAAUAAAAUAGAAAAUACCAUGUAAAAUUAAAUAAUUACUAUUUCCUUAUUUGGUAGUACAAAUGUAAAUGUCUGCUUGAUGCUUUGUAAAUUAUGUCCCUAUAUACCCCUGUGAUUUAAAAAUAGGGACUACCAUUAAUGAUACACUAUUGUCCCUAUUAACCCCGACAUUGGGGUGAAUAGGGACACCAAUAAAAAAAUUAAUAUAUGUUAAAUGACCGCAGGUAUCAAACUUUAAUAACAGGCUAUGAAUAGCUUAAGGGGAGUGCAAGAAGGAAAAAAAACUGUCUGUUCACAAAAAAAUUACAUUUAAAAGUUACUUGUAAAAACAAUUAAAAACUGUCCCUAUUCACCCCAGUUUACGGUAUAAUCAAUGGUAUAUAUGUAAUAUGUUCUUUGCUGGAAAUAUUUUCUAAGGGAGCAUAUACAUAAAUAUAGAUAUAUUUUAUGUACAAGAUGCUAUGAGAGAGUAUAUUUUACACGAGGACUGUAGGGUGAUAUUGCGUGUGAAUGUUGAUCGCGAUGGACACGAGUGGGUGGAGGACUAAAAGUGACGGAGGCUUCUAGCGUGCGGAGAGUUCGUUCUUGAUAACACUUUUUUGUAUUCCUCUACAAAUACAACUUACCUUGUUUCGUAUCAAGUGAUGAAAACCAAAGUUUGAAAGCGAGCAACAAAAUGUUACCAUUUUUAUUCAACCAAAUGCUGUAUUGUGGCACGUGCUAAUCUCAAACUAUUUUGACUAUCGUUUGGAAUAGUUUGGUGCUAUAUUUUUUUAUUUACGUCUGUAAAAAGAAUUGCAGAUUUUAAAACAUAUCUUUCUAUUGGUCGAGUGUCUGUGAUAGUUAAUAUUAUUAUUAUUAUUAAAUGUGUUUUUUUUUCUGGCACAUAACGUACAAGAUAUAUUUAUGAAACAAAUUUGAAUUUUUGAAUAUUUAUAAAAGAAGCAAAAUAUUUUUAUCAUGUUUGUUUAUUUUCUUUCCUGAAAAUGAUAACUUAUGAAAAAUUUUGUCCUAAAGUGAGAAGUAAAGUAAACUUAAGUACUCUGAGGUAAAUGGUAGUGCCAUUAUAGUGACUGUGAAUAAUCUUUUCAGUUUGCAAGCUGCAAAAGAAAAUGUUAUCAAAAUUUUCGUCAUAUGUUUAUGAAACUUUGUCUAUCUUCAGUCCUGUCGAAACAUUGAAUACAAGUCCACAGUGACUGGCCUAAUAAUUAUAGUUUACAUGUUCCACAAAGAUGUUGGUCGAUUUUAUAACCUCAAAAUCUGUAAUAGCUCUACUACAGAAAGUAUGUUGUACUACUUAUACCUUGCUGAGUCAUAGACACUGUUUAAAUGUUUUACAAACAAUUUUUUACUGCCUUGACAUUAUAGAUGCUGCCUUUUUGAGACAUAUAUGACUGUACAUAAUGAAAUUUAAAAAAAAAACACAGUUACCAUGGGGCUGUAGCAGUUUACUGCGAUGGUCUCAAGUUGUUUGUUGUUAAUCUGAAUGUGGAUUUAAGUGUAGGUGUGUACUUUCGGCUUCUAGUUGUUUUCCUUCUCUUUCUUUUGUUUGUUCCUCUAGUUUUGAAAAGACAGAUAUUUAUAUUAAAAUUGCGUAUUUCACAACAAUGCAAAUUAUCUAUUAAAUGAGUCGAAAUUUGUUAUUUUAUGUGUUAAAAGUAUUUAUAUUUUGAUAACUUCUUAAGUGGCAUUUAUCUAAAUAUGUGAAUUCCAUAUGCACGGUUAGUUUCCAUUACUACAAGAAUUAUAUUGUUAAUUGAAUGAGAAAUUAAAACGUUUGCAUUCAAAUUUCGUGUUAAAUGUUUUUUCUUCGGAAUUUCAUACAACAAUUUGCUGUUAUCAAGACGAGAUUAAAUCAUUUUUAUCGCGUAAAAGAAAUAGACUUGUUUCCGCGACGACAAUUUAAACGCUUCAUGGAAUUCCCAAGUGAUUGUUUCGGUCUUCGGUCCAUCUGAAUGCACAGGGGUUGCCUCUUGAGAAGUUACGACCCUCUGUAGUUGAAUAAGUGUGCCGUGUUUGCAUGUAAGUGAACAGGCUGUUGGGAUCAAAUCGCAUGAACUCUCCAAGAAAGUAUUUUCAAAAUUCUCUGGAGGCUGCAGUGGGGACCAAUGAGAACUCUGGUGUUCAUGUUGUUCGCAGAAUUGAUAUCAUGCAUGUUGUAUUUCACAGUUCUGUGCAUGUUAGGACCGAGAGCUGCGUUCAUUGGCCGCUGACGGAGAAAUAUUGAAUGAGUUUCGCGCAAUCUGGUCCAUUUGAUGCGGGUUUGUCAUUAGUUUAAUGCCGUGAAGAGACAGUGAGAUGAGCUGCGAUCCAUUUGAAGAAUAAAAAUUAACGCACCUGUGUUUUCGAAUUUGGUCUGUCGUUAAAUGAUAUCACGUGAUUAUUCGGCUUCUACCGAAGAAUGUUUUGGAGUCUCGUUUCAUGGAUGCGGUUGUCUUCUCGUAAAACUCAUUUUUGCCUACGUGUGCACAUCGUCUGAUGUUGCAAAUUAUUUUUAAGUGGUGAUUUUUAGAGAAAAAAUGUUCGAUUUUGUUUCAAAAAAUUUUGACAAAUAUACUGCUUCGUCAAAUGAACUUUUUUUCUUCCACGCGUUUAUAGGUUAAGUAGUAUUCGUGACCCUUUUCGCCACAAAAAGACAAGAGGAGUAAUUUUUUUUUGUGCAGGCAAUUCUAAUACAUACCGUGGUCUCAUUGGCUCUAUGAAAAUUGGUGUAGUACAUGGCUUUCUCUCUCGUGGGAAGGUAAAGGGUACCAAAAACCUUUUAUUUCCUGGUUGUUUCCAUCGAGUGAAGCACAUUCGGACUGCAAGCACUACAUUUCAAAAUGCAUGAACCCCACAGCCUGUAAGCACCAUCCAACACAUGGACUUCAACAAUCAUCAAUCUGAUGUACCUACCAUUGUGGAAUACAUCGUUUCUGUACCAUACAUCACUGCGACUAGGACUUACAUUUAUUGUUUACUUUUACCUUAGGUAACUAAUUUUCUUUCGUGAAUAAACUUUGUGUCACCUAGACAGUAUCUAUACUUUCAGAGUACCUUGUGUUUAAUGAUGUCUACUUUUUAAAUAUAUUGCAUUGCAAAAGAUUAAAA